AUGCUGCAUUAUGCUGGGAUUCCGUUCAAUGAUCGAAGGCUUUCAGGCGAGGAAUGGGCGAAAAUAAAAUUUGACAGGAAAUGUAAGCGGCUUGGCUUAUUCUUGUAUCAAAUUAUGUACAGUGACGGACAUGAUCCAACGGCAAAAAACGCAAAAUUUUGCAUCCUGGAAGUAUCAAAAAAUGUCGCAGAAUGCCUCCCUCUCCAACUAAAGAAGCUCCGUUUUGAAGGGCGCUUACAAAAAGAGCGGGCGGGCUUUAGAAAUCGGAAUUUUUUCACUCGGAAAAGGAGGUAUUUUGCUGCAUUUUUAGAUACUUCUCGGAUGCAAAUGGUACGUUUUUUUGGCAUUGGAUCAAGACUCCCAUUGAAAAUGGGAGUCUCUUUUGAUUUUUAAACUUUUUCAGUAUUUCCUUAUGGGACGAUGCCAGUUCUCUUCGUCGACAACGAUCGUAUUGCCGAAUCCCACGUGAUUAACCGGUAUGUUGGGCGAUUGGCCCGUCUCGACCAGUCGGAUGACCCAUUGGAGGCGGCUCACUUGGACGAGAUCUACGAAGUGGGCCGCACCUUCUUCGACGCCGCGUUCCCCUUUAUCCUGAUGAGUUUGGGAUUCAUAUCAGGCGAUAAGGAAGCAACAUUGAAUCGAAUUUUCAUCCCAAAUGUCGAGAAGUUCUUCCCGAUCGUUGAGCAAUUCAUCCGACCGAAUGGAUGGUUCAGCGACAAAGGGCUCUCCUAUGUCGACUUUUUUUGGGCCUCAGUGGUCGACAUGUACUUGCCGUUUGCUGAAGAGGUCUUGAAACUACAUCCAAAGUCAAUUGAGCACAUGGAAAAAGUGAAAGGCCUGCCGCAACUUCAAGAAUAUUUGAGAAAUCGCCCAUAA
Bursaphelenchus xylophilus (pine wood nematode) is the source of this 876-nucleotide messenger RNA. NCBI's taxonomy places the organism in Eukaryota, Metazoa, Nematoda, Chromadorea, Rhabditida, Aphelenchoididae. The record is from the annotation of a GenBank genome assembly.